This is a messenger RNA of Cladophialophora bantiana CBS 173.52, 513 nucleotides long. RefSeq lists its product as uncharacterized. The record is from RefSeq and is a predicted model, not a curated record. The coding region runs from base 1 to 513 and encodes 170 amino acids. Lineage: Eukaryota; Fungi; Ascomycota; Eurotiomycetes; Chaetothyriales; Herpotrichiellaceae. Gene Ontology annotation, biological process: regulation of DNA-templated transcription. Gene Ontology annotation, molecular function: DNA-binding transcription factor activity. The transcript has 3 exons.
AUGGGUCCCAACACUUCUCGUCACCCUGCUGCCCAAUACGCCUCAGUUGUCCCGCAGGCUGAUAGGAGGAUAUCUACGUCUUCUGAGGGCGCCAGCCCGCCUGGAGAGAUGCACGCUGGAGAGACAGCUGAGAUGCGAGAGCGUCGGAGAGCACAAAAUCGCCUUGCCCAACAAGCUUUCCGCGCCCGGCAAAAGGUCAGAGUCGAGGCGCUCGAGAACGAAUGGGCGCAACUUCGACAGCUGCACGAAGCCCUGAACCAGGCCUGCUCGCAGCGGGCCAAGGAGAUCAAACAGCUAGAAUCGCGAGUCGAGGAGUUGCUUCACAACAUUCAACUCCUGAAGAGCUCGCAGGAAAUCGAGAGAAAUUGGUCCUCAUCGCCCACGACGCCAGAGCAACAACAAUAUACUCAGGCGAGUGCAGUUACAGUAGCCGAGGCUGAUCUGCGAAAUUUCUUCAGCGGAGGUGGACUCUCAGAAUUACCUGACUUUCCACCAUCAUUCAAAUCGUAUUGA